AUGGCGCCGGGCACCGCCAGCGCCAGCGCUUCCGGCGGCUCAGCCGUCCACGACAACGCGGACGCCCUGGAACAAGGCAGCAGCAGCCAGCUCCGCCGCCGCCACGCCGGCGGCCAACAGGCGGGCGAGGCCGGCGGCGGGGACGCGGGCAAGGAGGAGCCCGCGCCGCCGUCGGUGGAGCAGGCGUUCGCGGACCUGCCCGUGCCGUCGUGGCGGGAGCAGCUGACGGUGCGCGCCUUCGUGGUGGGGUCCCUCCUCGCCGUCGUGUUCAACAUCAUCCUCAUGAAGAUCGACCUCACCACGGGCAUCAACCCCUCGCUCAACGUCUGCGCCAGCCUCCUCAGCUACUUCCUCGUCCGCGUCUGGACCAAGGCCAUCGAGAGCUGCGGCUUGCUCAGGCAGCCCUUCACGCGACAGGAGAACACCAUGAUCCAGACCUGCGUCGUCUCCGCCUACGGCAUCACCUUCACCGGUGGAUUUAGCAGUUAUCUGUUUGGUAUGAGUGGAACUAUUGCUAAUAAAGUAACAGAGGCCAAUGAUGCCCAGAAUAUCAAGGAACCCCACCUCGGAUGGAUGAUAGGGUUUAUGUUCCUCGUCAGUUUCGUUGGCCUUUUUGCUCUGGUGCCUCUGAGAAAGGACAUUUUGCAAAAAGAAAUUUCUAUGAUUAUCAACGGGGAUGCAUGUUUUCAGGUUAUGAUAGUGGAUUACAAACUGACUUACCCAAGUGGUACUGCGACCGCUUACCUCAUCAAUGGAUUCCACGCACCUCAGGGUACCGAGCGUGCAAAGAAGCAAGUUCGGACGUUGGGCAAAUACUUCUCACUUAGCUUCCUUUGGGCAUUCUUCCAGUGGUUCUACACAGCUGGGAAACACUGUGGAUUCGGGUCCUUCCCAACACUUGGCCUUGAAGCUUAUAAAAACAGGUUCUUUUUUGAUUUCUCACCUACUUAUGUUGGUGUUGGAAUGAUCUGCCCAUAUAUCGUAAAUAUGUCUCUUCUUCUUGGAGGCAUCAUCUCGUGGGGAGUAAUGUGGCCAUUGAUCAGCACAAAGAAAGGAAGCUGGUACCCCGAGACUCUACCAGAUAGUAGUCUACAUGGACUGCAAGGUUACAGGGUGUUUAUAACCAUAGCAGUAAUUCUUGGGGAUGGCAUGUACAACAUCUUAAAGGUACUUGCUCGCAUAAUAGAAGCCUUCAUAUCAAGGUACAGGAAUAGAAAUACAAACAUGCUUCCUGUGUCCGACGAUGGCACCCCAGUCACUAACACUGAUGCUGAGUCAUUCGACGAAAAGCGUCGUGCUGAGCUAUUCAUGAAGGAUCAAAUUCCCACUAAAGUUGCAUUUGGAGGCUAUGUUGUCUUGGCAGCUAUAACCAUCGGUUGCCUCCCUCUCAUCAUCCCACAGCUCAAGUGGUACCACAUUUUGGCUGCAUACAUCCUCGCACCAGCACUAGCCUUCUGCAAUGCCUAUGGAUGUGGCCUAACAAAUUGGUCCUUUGCCAGCGCCUACGGUAAGCUUGCAAUCUUUAGUUUCGGUGCGUGGGCAGGUGCUUCGCAUGGUGGUGUGCUUGUGGGAUUAGCUGCAUGCGGUGUGAUGAUGAGCAUUGUGGGAACAGCUGCUGAUCUGAUGCAAGACUUCAAGACCGGGUACCUGACUCUGGCCUCACCAAGGUCCAUGUUCAUCAGCCAGGUGAUAGGCACCGCCAUGGGCUGUGUUAUUGCCCCCUGCAUCUUCUGGCUGUUUUACAAGUCAUUUGAUGUUGGAGCAAGCGAUGGCGCUUACCCAGCACCUUACACCAUUAUGUACCGUAACAUGGCGAUCAUGGGUGUGGAUGGUUUGUCCCUUCCAAAGCACUGCCUCACCUUAUGCUACAUAUUCUUCGCGGUUUCCUUCACCGUCAAUUUGAUGAAGGACCUGGUGCCGAAGAAGGUGGCAAAGUUCAUCCCCAUCCCCAUGGCAGUAGCAAUUCCUUUCUAUGUCGGUGCAUUCUUCACUAUUGAUAUGUUCUUGGGCUGUACAAUACUAUUCAUUUGGGAAUGGAAGAACAAAGCUGAAGCAGACUCGUUGGGACCAGCAGUUGCAUCAGGUUUCAUGUGCGGUGACGGGCUCUGGGCACUACCAGAGGCUGUUCUUUCUCUUGCAAAUGUGAAACCUCCCAUUUGCAUGAAGUUUUUGUCGAGGUCUGUGAAUGCCAAAGUGGACUCCUUCCUUGAGAAUUAGUUAGUGCUAGUUUGCUAGAAUAGAAUUAUCUUUCUUUCAUAGUAGAAGUGGUCAAAUAAUUCUAGUUAUGUAAAUUUAAGAGUGCCGCUGGGCAGCGGUCAUAUUUUGUUCAAGCAAUCAAGCAGACAAGCACAAUUGGAGCAGUUGUCUGAUCUGCUUGGUAGCGCAAUAGUACAAUUGUCUGGUUUCUAUCUCUGGAAUUUCAUUUUCGUGGCACAGAUUGCCUCUUGUUAACCCAGGUCUUUAGGUAUGGUCGAGUCUGAUAGAUAUCAGGCGUGUGACCGAAUGAAUGAAAACAGGAACGGCCAUCAGGUUCAGGUAUGGAAUCGGAGGAUGGA
Messenger RNA from Panicum hallii, 2555 nucleotides. Its product is annotated as probable metal-nicotianamine transporter YSL11. The record is from RefSeq and is a predicted model, not a curated record. The coding region runs from base 1 to 2217 and encodes 738 amino acids. Lineage: Eukaryota; Viridiplantae; Streptophyta; Magnoliopsida; Poales; Poaceae. Gene Ontology annotation, molecular function: oligopeptide transmembrane transporter activity. Gene Ontology annotation, cellular component: membrane. The transcript is spliced from 6 exons.